GAUUAGUACCCACACGAAGCGGCUGAUGCAAUCGCAUGCAAUACACACAGUUACACACUAUAAAUUUCUGGACAAUGAAUUGUAGUGCUUUGUAGAAAUUGAUUUCUGGCAAAGCUAAAGGAUUGUGAUUAUUUCGUUGGAUUUUUUUUGGAAUUCACUCGGACUUGGAGACAGCAAUGGCUGAUGAUCUAGAUAGUGGUUUCAACCCGAGCAUGAAGAAAAAGAAAAAAAAGACGAAGAAGAUCGUCGAUUUCGACCCAACGGACGAGGUGGAAGAAAAGAUCAAAAAUGUGGAUCUUUCCAACAAUCAAGACACGAACAAAGAAAACGAAAUAAUCGAGGAGGCGAAUGAUAAACAAAUCGAUGACGACAUGAACUUUGAUGACUUCUCAUCAAUGAAAAAGAAGAAGAAGAAAAAGCCAAAGAAAGGCUUUGAAGAGGACACAGAAAUAACGAAUCAAGACGACGUCGUAGAAAAUAACGGAGUCGAUGAAAACAACCUAGUUUAUUCAAAAAAGAAAAAGAAACGAAGAGAAAAAGUCCAAGAUAGUGAAAUAAAACCAGAUAAAGUAGAUGAUGAAGAAGAUACUGCACCUGCUGAGGAAGAAAAAGAAUACACUUAUGAAGAGCUGUUGACGAGAGUCUUUGAUACAAUGAAGGCGAAGAAUCCCGACGCUGUGGCUGGCGAAAAACGUAAAUUCAUUAUGAGGCCGCCUCAAGUUUUCAAAAUUGGAACUAAGAAAACGUCCUUUGCAAACUUUGGUGAUAUUUGUAAAAUUUUGCACAGACAACCGAAACAUUUGCUGGCUUAUUUAUUGGCCGAGUUGGGCACUAGUGGUUCGAUUGACAGCAACAAUCAGCUGAUAAUUAAAGGACGUUUCCAACAGAAACAAAUUGAAAGCGUUCUCCGAAGAUACAUAAAGGAAUAUGUCACUUGUCAUACAUGCAGAUCACCUGACACCAUUCUUCAAAAAGAGACAAGGUUGUUCUUCCUUCAAUGCGAAACUUGUGGAUCGCGUUGCUCCGUCGCCAGCAUAAAAUCUGGUUUCCAGGCCCUGACAGGACGUCGUGCCGCGCUUAAAAGCAAACAGCAAUAAAAUCACGCAUUCUUUUCGUAGGCAAUUUGAUACAUUUUACAAUUUCACUUUUAAAUGGUUGAAAAAGACAAAUUUGGAUCGAUGCACAGCCAUUACGCGACAUGAAAAUGAAACCGGAAAUCAGAGAUGUCACGUUUAAGGAACUGUUUUCUAGUCAUGUCACUGUUCAUGGUCAUUCAUACGAAUGCCCAAAGAAUUUUGCCUAUCUUACGUAUUUCGAAAACGGAAGUCAAGAAAUUAGUUGGGACAAAUUAUGCGAAAUUGACCUGACCUAAUAAGAUAUUUUUUGAAUUAUAUUGAUAACGUUUUCGAAUUAAGUGAGAUGAAAUGUGGCCAUCGAAGAAUGACAUUUGUUUGUCAGUCAUCAUUAGUUAGAAUUUUCAGCGAUUUCUCAUUGACCUUCAGAUUUUUUUGUGAGAAGACAGAUAAAUAAAUGAACAACAUAAUAUUUGUUACCUCUAUUCAUCUGGUAAAGUUGCGAAGCCAGCUCGUUUUUUUUGCUCCUACAUUGCAAAUAUAGUUGUUUAACUAUAACUUGAAACACAAUGAAUGGAUUUAAUUUUUUAAAGCAAUGGAUGAUAAUUUACGUGAAAAAUUUGCAUUGCAGAAGUAAAAGAUCAGGCUAGCUUCGGCUUGCCUUGUAUGGGAAAAAAAUAAAUGGUUUCUAGUUUCUAAUCAAAAUAGAACUAUACCAGAACGCUUUACGAAUUAAGUAAAUUAAUGAAUUAACUGCGCAAAUGCAAA
Messenger RNA from Xenia sp. Carnegie-2017, 1841 nucleotides. Its product is annotated as eukaryotic translation initiation factor 2 subunit 2-like. The transcript has 10 exons. NCBI's taxonomy places the organism in Eukaryota, Metazoa, Cnidaria, Anthozoa, Malacalcyonacea, Xeniidae. The coding region runs from base 177 to 1097 and encodes 306 amino acids. The record is from RefSeq and is a predicted model, not a curated record. Gene Ontology annotation, biological process: formation of cytoplasmic translation initiation complex; translational initiation; formation of translation preinitiation complex. Gene Ontology annotation, cellular component: eukaryotic translation initiation factor 2 complex. Gene Ontology annotation, molecular function: mRNA binding; translation initiation factor binding; translation initiation factor activity.